GGAGUCACAUUUGUUUACAAUUACAUCAGAUCAACUCGUUCUGGUCAGUUUCUACGAGUUUCGUCAUAUUGGCGUCAUUUCUGAAUGUUUUGUGCUGGAAGUACAUUCAAAAUGAACCGAAGAAAACUUCCAAAUGUUUUAAUAACCGGCACGCCAGGUACAGGAAAGUCAACCCUUGCAGAAGAGCUCGCAAGUUGUGUAAACAUGAAAUAUAUAAACAUUGGUGAAAUCGCAAAAGAAAACGAACUCUACACUGGUUACGAUGAAGAAUUAGAAUGUCAGAUCUUGGAUGAAGACGGGGUCAUAGACAUUCUAGAAGACACGCUGAGUGAAGGAGGAAACAUUGUCGAUUACCACAGUUCAGAUUUCUUCCCCGAACGAUGGUUUGAUAUCGUAUUCGUGCUGAGGACGGACAACACAAUCUUAUAUAACAGACUUGAGAAAAGGGGUUACAAUGCAAAGAAAAUUCAAAACAACGUUCAAUGUGAAAUCUUUCAAUCAAUCUUGGAUGAAACGAAGGCUGCCUACAAAGAUGGAAUUGUUCAUGAACUGCCAAGCAACACACCCGAUGAUAUGCAGAAUAAUCUGGACCAGAUAACAGAUUGGCUGCAGCAGUGGGCUGCAAAUACUUGAUGUGAAGUGACCUGUAAAAUAAUAAAUGAUACUUCAAGUUAAUAAAUGCUUUAGUUGGUGGAGGGAGUUAUCAAUGCAAUCAGCCGUGACAUCUGGGAUUUCUGAAUUUUACUUUUAUUUUUCAUUUCAAAUUUUCUAUUUUUGAUGUUGCUUUUUUGAACUGAAAUCGGGAGUGUGUGUUUUUUUCUCUUUUUUGCCCCAAAAUAUGAUGGGGGUCGUUCAAGCUGCAAAAUAAAUUCAAAAUUGUGUUUA
Messenger RNA from Styela clava, 885 nucleotides. Its product is annotated as adenylate kinase isoenzyme 6-like. The record is from RefSeq and is a predicted model, not a curated record. Gene Ontology annotation, cellular component: cytoplasm; nucleus. Gene Ontology annotation, molecular function: ATP hydrolysis activity; ATP binding; AMP kinase activity. Lineage: Eukaryota; Metazoa; Chordata; Ascidiacea; Stolidobranchia; Styelidae.